CUUAUUAAAAAGACGUGGAAGUUCACAAGAUGAACAACGGUUUCUCUUCGUUUAUCUUGUGUCUUUUAUUUUGUUUGGCUGUGAUGUUUAUUUCUAAUAGCUGCUGUAUGGAUGACAAAUGCAGUUAUUCUCGGACUGUUCGAUGUGAUAUGCUAGCAAACUGCUCGGGAUUAAAACAAACAGUGAUUCCUUCAUUUAACGAAAGUGUUACCUGCGUUGAUUUAUCAGAAAAUCGGCUGCACUAUGUCAACAGGUCUUCAUUCUAUGGUCUGAAAAACUUGACAUUUAUCGACUUAUCUAGAAACGUGUUAAAAAAAAUUGAAGAAGGUACGUUUAGCAAUCUAGAAAACCUUAACUACUUAGAUAUUUCGUUUAACAUAAAUCUCGGAUUAGCUGUUCUUCCGAACGUGACAUUUGGAUUAAACCAGACGAAGAUCACGGUGUUUAAGUUUGAACAGAUCACCUGUCCAGGUGGCAGAAGUAAUAUUCUUCGUCGACAUCAUUUAAUUAAUUUGGAUAACACGUCAAUUACGGAAUUAAACAUUGCAAGUAACCGUAUUGAAAUGUUUGAAACAUGUGUCAUAUUCAAUUUACCAAAAACAAUUAAGAAACUUUCUGUUGCAGAAAAUCGAUUGAUAGUUGGUAAAUAUGUUUUUGAAUACUAUUUGCUCUCUGGAGUUGAAAUACUCAAUGCAAGUUUAAGGAACACACCAGCUCGUUUCAUAGAUUCGAUCACUAGAUGUAAAGACAAUGUUGAUCCAUUGAAGGACAAGACAUAUGACUACAGCUGUCACAAGAAUCUCUCAAUAUCCUCAAUAUAUGAUGAUCCUUUGAUUUCUGUAUCCCUUCCACCAAAUCUACAAAUUGUUUAUGCAAAUUCGAGCAAAUUAUACACUCGUGUGGCUAAAUUUGAACUCAAGAAAAACAAUCUAAGAGAAAUUUAUUUUCAAAACAAUGUUAUUCAUUCAUGGAUUGGACCAAUACAAGGCGUGGAGAAUAUAACUCUAUUAGAUAUGUCGAAAAACUUUUGUUCCCAACUCUCAGAUAACAUUGCUGAACAUCUUACUGGUUUACUGACACUCAAACUGGCUGAAAAUUCCUUAGGCCCAAUGUUUCAGUUCGAUAGGAAAGGUAAAAUACUUAGAAAUCUACGUCGGCUUCAACAUUUAGACAUUUCCUUCAACAGAAUACAAGCACUGCCGUUCUUGUUUAUGAGAAAUCUCAGUAGCCUUGUUUACUUAGAUAUUUCCCACAAUCUACUAUCCGACUGGAAUAUGAAAAUGGGACACAUGAAGAAAUUAUCAGUUCUUAACUUGUCGCAAAACAGAUUGGGGACAAUAUCAAAACAAGGCAUGGAAGAACUAAAUAAGGUAUUUGCUGUGGGCAACUUAUCUGUCGACUUGAAAGACAACAGACUGAUGUGUACAUGUGAUAAUCUGGACUUUCUGGAAUGGAUGUUGAAAUACAAAGAACAUUUUAAAAAUUACAAGACCUAUAAUUGUUCAAAGGCACGUCACAAUACUUUUCAAUUUCAUGACUUAUACGUGUCAGUAGAAAAACUGAAAAGGGAUUGCAAAUCUUACACCGCCUACUAUAUAUUAGUAUCUGUCACCCUUAGUUCACUGUUAAGUUUGGUUAUUUGUAUAGCUCUGUACAGAAAUAGAUGGAAAAUUCGAUACCUGAGGUAUACAUUGCUACAAAAUCGUAAUAGUGGAUAUCUUCGGCUCCAGACUUCCUCAGACACACGCUACCUCUACGAUGCUUUUGUUUCCUAUACUAGCAAAGACAGGGAAUUCGUGGUUAAACACAUGAUACAAAACUUGGAACAACUCAAUGGCUUUCAGCUUCUCAUCCGGGAUAGAUCAUUUAUACCAGGAGAAUCGAAAUCCCUUCAGAUAGUACGCUCGAUUCAAGAGAGUAGAAAGACUGUAUGCGUUGUCUCAAAAAGGUAUCUCAAGUCUGCGUGGAGAGACUAUGAACUUAACAUGGCUCGGGUGGAAGGCGUAGAGGCCAGAAAUACGUUGAGAUAUGUGAUUCUUAUCCUACUGCCAGAGGUGUACAACGGGGGAUAUCCCAAGAAGGUUUCAGAUUUCUUGAAGAAAAACUGUUUUAUAGAGUACCCGGAUGAUCCUGCUGGUUAUGAGGAAUUCUGGCAAAACAUGUCCGACAGGUUGAGAGAAUGUCUUCAGGAGUAAAUUAACAGUCAGACAUAAUAAAACGAAUUUAACUAACGUUCGGUCUUCAAACACUACACAGAUUUUAUGAACGAGGAUCUCCAGUAUUUUUAUAAUUUUAAUUUAGAAUUCUUGUGUAGGAAACAAAUAUUUUGAAACAAACCACUGUUUUAAAUGGACAUGACCGGUGAAAAUGUGAAAAUGUUCGAGUUUCAUUUAAAAAGGAGUUAACUUUGAAGUCAAAAACCUAUUUUUAAUUAUUUCAUCGGAUGGAAUGUUGAAGAGUCUUAUUUUUUUAUGCUAUUGAUUUUGGAAAAGUUUGGUGAUUUCAUUUACCAAGAUUACAAGUUACUUAGUAUUUUGUAGAGUUUAAGAGUUGAUAUUUCAUUUUUUUUACACUGCUUC
This is a messenger RNA of Saccostrea cuccullata (small rock oyster), 2579 nucleotides long. Its product is annotated as toll-like receptor 4. Lineage: Eukaryota; Metazoa; Mollusca; Bivalvia; Ostreida; Ostreidae. The transcript has a single exon. Gene Ontology annotation, cellular component: plasma membrane. Bases 30 to 2195 code for a protein of 721 amino acids. The record is from RefSeq and is a predicted model, not a curated record. Gene Ontology annotation, molecular function: transmembrane signaling receptor activity; protein binding. Gene Ontology annotation, biological process: inflammatory response; toll-like receptor signaling pathway; immune response.